AUGCCUUUCCACGUCAAGAGGACCGAGACGGCGAAGCUUGACACUCUCCAGCAGUACAACGGCAUCAGAACUACGAGAUGGGUGCAGCCACCGGAAGGGCUGAGUGUGUUGGAGAUCCAGACGACGCAUGCUCCGACUGCCUUGCAGAAGGUUCCGGAAGACAAGAACUAUUUGACGCCGCCGUAUCAUUGGCACUGGUAUCAGGAGGAGUUCUUUCACGUGAAAGAAGGACGUUACAUCUUCACCUUAGAGGGCAAAGACACGGUUGUCUCUGCGUCUGAUCCGCAACCCGUCCGCAUACCCGCCAGAGCGAGACACACGUUCAAAGUGGACGACACAUACGACGGCCCUUGCACAAUUGAGAUCUCAACAACAGUCUCACCCAAGAGCGGCUCGGACGAUCCAGAAGCGAAUGGUGCAAGCUCGAAAUUCUUCAGAAAUAUCUACACCUACCUGGACGACUGCUACUACCAGAACGUCAAUCCCUCACUGCCGCAGCUCUUAAUCUUUCUCGACAGCGCUGAAGUCAGUUUGGCGUUUCCAUUCGGGCCCGACUGGUUGAUGCGAGCGCUGAGCUAUUCGAUGGGCGUGGUGGUGGGGAGAUGGUUUGGCGGGUAUGUGCUGGGGUACAAGGCCAGCUAUCCUGAGUAUUGGGAUGAUGCGUUGGAGGCGAAGAAGGGGCGGUGA
Molecule: messenger RNA, 687 nt
Organism: Saxophila tyrrhenica
Lineage: Eukaryota; Fungi; Ascomycota; Dothideomycetes; Mycosphaerellales; Extremaceae
Exons: 3
Coding region: 1-687 (228 amino acids)
Source: RefSeq, a predicted model, not a curated record